AUGCAGCCACCGAGCCUCGCCCACAUCGACGAGCUCGUCGUCAUGAUUUUUGCCUACCUCGAGCCGAGGCAUCUCGUUUCAGCCGCAGCCGUCUGCAGGCAUUGGUCGGACCUCGCCCUCGACAAUCUCUGGUCAGAGAUCCGCGAUCUCAAACGGGUCGUCACCGUCCUUGCCCCCCUCGUCCUCCGCAAACGCCGGUCCCAGUCCGCGGACAAGCUCCCCAGCACCUAUGUCUUCAAGCGACCGCUCACCGCCGCAGAUUGGCACCGAUUUCAGCGAUACUCCGGCAGAGUCCGUCGCCUCCGACACGACCAGCGAUACAUUGCCAGCACACGAACCACUCUCCCUCGCCAGCACAUCCCCCUCAACGCCCAGGUGUACGACGACCUCGUCGCGACCUGUCCUACGCCAGAAAUCUUCCCAAAUGUGCAGCACAUCGAAUGGAUGCCUUAUUCAGCCGACCGGCAGCUCCUCGUCCUUCCCUUCCUCCACCGGCGCAUCAAGCAUCUCUCCCUCUAUCUCUACUGCUCCGACCGCGUGCCCCUCCCACACUUCCUUCGCCAAACGGCAGAACGCUGCUCCGGAUUGUCCAGCCUCGAGCUCAGCUUCCACCAGCCCGUGCGCAGCUACGAGAAUGACGUACCGAACCUCCUCCAGGGUCUCCAGCACCUCCAGCACAUCACCGUGCCCGUCUACUGCCUCACCCCCCGCCUCUUCUCCAAUAUCGCCGCCUUCCGCCACCUCGAACGAAUCUCCCUCCGCGAUCCCUCCGCGGUAUCGACUGGCGACCGCCUCGACGUCGGCCAUCCCCUGCCGGUGCUGCCCCGAGACUCCUUCCCCGCCCUUCGCAGCCUCUCCAUUGCCGCCCAGAUCCCACACGCGACCCAGUUCCUGCACGCGAACCACUUCCCCGCCCAGCUCACCGAGCUCGACCUCAAAGCGGUCGCAACCGUGCCCCCCCACACCCUGCACGAGCUCUUCGCCGCCGUCCGCGACCGCUGCCCGCACCUCGCCCAGCUCUCGCUCGACUUCAUCAUCGAGCCCUCGAUGCCGCUCUCCUGGCCGCCCCCGCCCGCGACCGCGCGCCCGACGCCCGCCACCUUCGCGCCCCUCCUCGCCUCCCGCCACCUCCGCGAGUUCCGCUUCCGGUGGGACUACGCCCUCAACCUCGCAGACGCGGACGCGGACGCGCUCGCCCGCGGCUGGGCCGCCCUCGAGGUCCUCGAGCUCCACCCGGAGCCGGUCCCCGAGGACGCCCCGCCGCGGCUCACCCUCCUCGCCCUCGUCCCCUUCGCCCGGCACUGCCCCCGCCUCCGCCACCUCGCCCUCAACCUCGACGCCCGCCUCCCGCCCCCGCGCACCGCCGGCGCGCCCCCUCCGCGGCCGCACACCUCGCCCAGCUCCGACUCGGACGACUCGACGCCCUCCUCCUCCUCCGCGCCCGUCUCGCGCGCGCCCUCCUCCCCGUCCUCUUCCUCCUCCUCCUUCCCGUCCUCCUCCGCCGCGGCGCUCGACGACCUCCCGCGCUUCGCGUCCCUCACCUCCCUCGCCGUCGGCCUCUCCCCCAUCGGCCCGGCCCCGCCCGUCGCGCUCCUCCUCUCGCACGUGCUCCCGCCCGGCUGCGCCGUGCGCGCGGGCCUGCGCUGGCCCGACGCCGUCGACGCCGGGCUCGAGCGCGCGCGCGUCCCGCCCGCGCUGCGCGUCGCCGGCGCCGCCGGCUGGCGCGCGUGGGGCGACGUCGCGACGCUGCUGCCCGUCGCGACCGCGGCAAGGAUGGAGGAGCGCGCGCGUGCGGGCGCGCUCGUGCGCCGGCUGCGGGAGAUGCAGGUCGAGCGGAGGGAGGAGCGGAGGAGGCUGAGUUGGUUGGAGAGGGAGGUGAGGGGGCUGAGGUUGAGCUCGGGGCGGGCGGGCGCGGGCGACGGGCCUGCGUGA
Molecule: messenger RNA, 1932 nt
Organism: Epithele typhae
Lineage: Eukaryota; Fungi; Basidiomycota; Agaricomycetes; Polyporales; Epitheliaceae
Exons: 3
Coding region: 1-1932 (643 amino acids)
Molecular function (GO): protein binding
Source: RefSeq, a predicted model, not a curated record